AUGUUGACUUCAUCGCAGGCUAUUCCAUCCUCUGAAUACUUUCAGACCGGUGGGUCUUCGUCAAUGCAGAUGUUGGAGAGUCGGGAGACGGCCGAACAGGUGCUUCUUUCCUCUCUACGCAAGUUGGACAAGGGAAAGCGGUCGCGAACUGGGCUGGAGUUGAAACGGGGUCUCUUAAUAGCAUUCACAUUGUUCAAAGCGCGGCAAAUUCUUUGGCAGUACCCAACACCACUACCACCACCACAAAUACCACCAGUUCAACUUCCUCUCGCUUCACAUGCCCCCCAGGAGGAGAUAUACCUAGCCUCUGAGGAUUAUUCUCCCCUAUCCGGUGAUCCGUCUAUGCUUUCUACGCUUGAGGGCGUGGGAAAGGACUUCAACUCCGACAUCUGGCAGCCUUCUAACAAUGAGACGGCUACUGUUGACGUUGAUGAGGAGGAAGGAGAGGAAGAGGAUGAUUCCGAUUCAGACGACAUUGACAUCGAUGAAGAGGAUCCUUUUGACGACUUCGGCUCCCAUGAACCCAUAUUCCCGCCUCCUUUUCCACUUAUCUUUCCCGAAGAACAUAUUUCAGCCUCCUCACCUUCGGUUGUACAUACCUCUAGUGGAUUAACCAACUUGACGACGGUUGUGCCAGGUAGUGAAGCUCACAGAAAUUUCGAUCAGAAUCAUCCCGCCGCCUCAACCCAUCUCUCCAACCCCCUUGUCGCGCCUUUCAGUAGCUCGAGAAAGCGGUCUUCAACCGAUUCAGAUUCCUCAGAAAAUCCACAUGUCUCCCCCUUGAAACGACUCACUCCAGUCCCAUUUUAA
Molecule: messenger RNA, 810 nt
Organism: Hydatigera taeniaeformis
Lineage: Eukaryota; Metazoa; Platyhelminthes; Cestoda; Cyclophyllidea; Taeniidae
Source: the annotation of a GenBank genome assembly